Botrytis deweyae is the source of this 369-nucleotide messenger RNA. RefSeq lists its product as uncharacterized. Lineage: Eukaryota; Fungi; Ascomycota; Leotiomycetes; Helotiales; Sclerotiniaceae. Bases 1 to 369 code for a protein of 122 amino acids. The record is from RefSeq and is a predicted model, not a curated record. The transcript has 3 exons.
AUGCAAUUCCUCAGCAUCAUAACUAUUUUCUCCUUCACCACAGGAAUCUAUGCUGGCUGCUACACCAGUGGCAUCUCCGGCAGCGCAGUCAAUAUAAAUUCUUAUUUAGGAACCAUCUGUAACGGACUCUCUGGAAAAUAUGUCAAGAAUGAGCAGCGACACCAAUGCGUCAUGGAUAGCGCUAGUGUCCAAUGGGACUUUACCCUCAAGUAUAUUGGAUCCGAUUCUUCCAGGAACAUCGGUUCAACUGAGUGCAUCAGUGGCAUGCAGAAAGAAACCGCAUGCGGCAAGGGUGGAUCUUCUUCCUAUUCGAACUGGGCGUAUACCGCCGAUCCAAAUGCCGGUUCUUGCUAUUCGAUCUCAAAAUAA